UGGCUGUGGCGGGCUACGACAGGACGUCACCGGAAGCAGCAUUUGUUUACCUCUGGAGACCUCAAAGACUCCGGAAUCUAAAGUUUGUCGUCCAACUGACUUUGUGAACUGAACCGUUAAGACAACAUGGCUUCAAAUUUAGAAGAGGAACUGUCCUGCCCCGUUUGUCGGGACAUCUUCAGAGACCCCGUCCUCCUGUCCUGCAGCCACAGCUUCUGCAGGGCCUGUCUGAGCAGGUGGUGGGCGCAGAAACAGAUCCGGAAGUGUCCGGUCUGCAACUGGGACUCCGACCGCAAGGAGCCCACGUGCAACCUGGUGCUGAAGAACACGUGCGAGGCUUUCCUCCUGGAGCGCGAAGAUGUCUGCCAGCUGCACUCAGAGAAACUGAAGCUGUUCUGCUUGGACCACCAGCAGCCGGUGUGUCUCAUCUGCAGGGACUCCAAGCAGCACAGCGGCCACGUCUUCCGGCCCGCAGCCGAGGUGGCGCAGGACCGCAGGGAGGCGUUGCGGAAGUCCAUCAUGCCCCUCCAGGAGAAACUCAAGCUUUUCACAAAAGUCAAGGAAGACUUGGACCUGACUGCCCAACACAUUCACUCCCAGGCCCGACUCACCGAGGCCAGGAUACGGAAGGAGUUCAGGAUGCUGCAGCGGGUUUUGCGUGAUGAAGAGGAGGUCAGGGUGGCUGCGGUGAAGGAGGAAGAGGAGCAGAAGAGUCUGAAGGUGAACGAGAAGAUUAAGGUUCUAGACGGAGUAAUGACUGCUCUUUACGAAACCAUCAAAUCUGCAGAGAGGAAGCUGAGAUGUAAAGACGCUGCGCUCCUGCAGAGCUCCAGCGCUGCAGGAGCGGAGCAGCAGCGCCCCCUGCCGGAGCUGCCCCAGCUGACUGCAGGCGCACUAAUGGAUGUGGCCAAACACCUGGGCAACCUGCGCUUUAACACCUGGAAGAAGGUCAAACACGUGGUGUCCCGUACGCCAGUGGUUUUGGAUCCAAACACGGCCGGACCGGGACUUAUCAUCUGCGAGGAUCUCGCUGCGGUGAGGCGGGGAAGCAGACAGAAACUUCCCGGGAAUCCCGAGAGGUUCGAGUCGGAGGGGAUCGUUUCGGCCUCCAGGAGCUUCACUGCGGGGGUCCACUUCUGGACCGUGGAGGUGGCAGACUGCAGCAGCUGGUUCGUUGGCGUUGCAGAAGAAUCGUUCAAAAGGAAGAAACCGAUUCAGUUCAGGUCAGGAUUGUGGGCUGUUUGUUUUUCCAAAGAAAAAUAUUCCUAUUUCUCCCCUGGAGCGCCCGCCAGCUUCCACGUUACAGGAAAACUGCAGGCAAUCCGGGUCCAUCUGGACCUGGAGAGGGAAAAACUGUCUUUUACCGACCCCAAAACCCUCAAGCACAUCUGCACCUUCUCACACAGCUGGUCGGAGAAAAUGUUUCCGAUCUUUUACGUGGGAGGCGUCAAACCGAUGAAGAUAUUACCGUCAGAGGGCGGCGGGCCGGAAGACGAGGACAGCAAGGAGUAGGACGCCAUUACGGAUGAGGACAGACACGUUCCUCAGGGAAAUGAAGCGGCUCAUCCUGUCAGGAGACGCUUCUCCAUUACAAACAUGCGCAAAUCUUUGUCUGUUGCUGCGUUUCCAUUAACCAUAAAAUUGCAAUUAUGAGAAUAAAUUUGCUUAAUGGAAACACGAAAAUCGUAUUUAGCAAAAAUGCAAUAAAACACUUUUCCCCCCACAUUACAGUAGAUCAACAGCCGGAUAUCACUGCUGGUGAAAACAGGGAAGGAGGAAGUAGUAGGAUGGUGAAUAUUUAAUUUUAUUUUAGAACAAUGUGCAGCUGGCUCCAUCAUAGUUCUCACAGCAUCAGGGUUCAUAAAUAGUUGUUCAUCAUCCUGUUGAAUACCAAGCUCUCCUGUAAAAUGGCCGACUACAAUAGGCGGGGCUUGUUGUAGGACACUAAAGUUUCCUCUGAUGGCUAAUAGAUGAUGAUGGCUGAAUUAUGAAUACAUGUCAUCCAGCGUAUACAUCCUCCUGCCAUGAUUUUAUUUGAUCAAAAAACAAACAGACCGCUGCCUGUCGUCAUCUUCGUCGUCGCUGGCAGUGGUAACGUCAGGCUGUUGGUCACGUGACUCCUGUGAUUUUUAACAAAGUCUUUCCAUUGCACUCUGGACAAGUACAUUCAUUAUGGCUGAAAAAACACCUCAUUUCAGCGCAAAAAUCUGUCAUGGAAAAACCCCAGUUUUUUCAAAAUGGGUGUGUUUCCAUUAAGCAAAUUUAUUUUUGUAACUUCAAUUUUAUGGUUAAUGGAAACAUAGCUGGUGUUAAAUUAAAAAUGGUGAAUUAUACUGAAAUGAUGCUGCAACAGAACCGUCACCGCCGAGUUUACAGUGUUUAAAACAAACAGAAAAGAGAUUUCUUCUAAAUUAGGAAUAAAUAAUCCUAUAAAUGAAUGAAUCAACACAUUUGUAUGGAAAAGGAUUCAGGAUAAAAUAAUUCAGAAAUUAAUCUCAAAGUUCAGAGUUUAGACUCAGAAUUAUGACUUUUCUGGAAAUUCAAAUUUUAUUUUCCUUGCAAAAAUUAUAGAAAAUAAUAGAAUCUGUUUUAUCAAACAUUUGUUCUGUAAUUUUGGUUGCAAUAAUGAUUAACAGCUGUUUAGUUCACAGCAGCCUAACUUUGAAUUACAGAAUUAUUAUGAAUGGUCCUUUUCUGUGUUUUUUCCAGAGCAAGAAUCAUAUUGUUGUUACAUUGAUUAAAUAAUACAUAUGACUGAAAAUGUUUACCUAAGAGGAUUAGCAGUUUGACGCAGCCUUGCUGCAUUGUUUGCAUUUUGUUGUUGGGAUUUGUUUGUCAUUUUUCUAGUUUCAAUUGUAAAAAAGAAAUAAAAAUAUUUAGAAACAUC
Molecule: messenger RNA, 2887 nt
Organism: Xiphophorus hellerii (green swordtail)
Lineage: Eukaryota; Metazoa; Chordata; Actinopteri; Cyprinodontiformes; Poeciliidae
Product: tripartite motif-containing protein 35-like
Exons: 2
Coding region: 127-1512 (461 amino acids)
Molecular function (GO): zinc ion binding; protein binding
Source: RefSeq, a predicted model, not a curated record